AUGCCUCGUGGUCAUAAAAGUAAGCUCCGCGCCCGUGAAAAACGCCGCCAGGCCCGAGGUGAGACCCAGUGUCUCAGGGGUGCUCAGGCCACUGCAGCAAAGGAGGAAGGGUCCCCUUCCUCCUCUUCUCUUGUUUUGGAGACUACUCCCCAGAGCUUGCCUGCUGCUGGAUCUGAUGAACGUGCCACCAAGCAAGAUGAAGAAAGCCCAGGCACCUCACAGGCCUCAUCCACCACUGAUCGUUCACGCAAGACCCCUCUAGACCAGAAGGCGAUUUUGUUGGUUCAGUUCCUGCUGCGCAAGUAUAACAUGAAAGAAACCAUAACAAAGGAAGACAUGCUGAAGUACGUCAUCAAAAAGCACAAGGAUCACUUCCAUGAGAUCCUCAGGAGAGCUUCUGAGCUCAUGGUGCUGGCCUUUGGCAUUGAUGUGAAGGAAGUCGACACCACCAGACACUGCUAUGUUCUUAUUAGCAAAUUGCAACGCACCCGUGAUGAGAGGAUGAGUGGUGAGAUUAUGCCCAAGACAGGCCUCCUGAUGACAGUCCUGUGUGUGAUCUUCAUGAAGGGCAACUGCGCUGCUGAGGAAGAUAUCUGGGAGGUGCUUAAUGUGAUGGGAAUAUAUGCAGGAAGGAAGCACUUCAUGUAUGGAGAGCCCAGGAAGCUCAUCACCAAAGAUUUGGUGCAAGAAAAGUACCUGGAGUACCGGCAGGUGCCCAACAGUGAUCCUCCACGCUACGAAUUCCUGUGGGGUCCCAGAGCCCGCGCUGAAACCAGCAAGAUGAAAGUCCUGGAGUUUUUGGCCAAGAUACAUGAUACCACACCCAAUGCCUUCCCAUCCUGGUAUGAAGAAGCUUUGAGAGAUGAAGAAGAGAGAGCCCGAGCCAGAUUUGCUGCUUUGGCUCGUACUAAUGCUAUAGCCAGUGCACGUAUCAGAGUUUCCAGCAGCUACUUCCACCCCUAG
Messenger RNA from Trichechus manatus latirostris (Florida manatee), 963 nucleotides. Its product is annotated as melanoma-associated antigen B10-like. NCBI's taxonomy places the organism in Eukaryota, Metazoa, Chordata, Mammalia, Sirenia, Trichechidae. The coding region runs from base 1 to 963 and encodes 320 amino acids. The record is from RefSeq and is a predicted model, not a curated record. Gene Ontology annotation, biological process: negative regulation of transcription by RNA polymerase II. The transcript is spliced from 2 exons. Gene Ontology annotation, cellular component: nucleus.